AUGCAACAGCAACAGCAGCAGCGUCAAUUGUUUGCCGGAAAUUCAAGCCUACAACGAAGGACGAAUCAAUUCUCGCAAAGGCCCCCGAAUCAAACUUUGUCAGGCAACGCUCAGCAAAAGCAACUACUUGCAGCCCCACAAUCCACAGCACAAAUUCUGGAAAAUUUGAACUCCUAUGUCGUUUCACAGCAACAGCAGCAUGAAAAUAGUGAACAGCUCAAAAAGCAAAACCGCAAACAAGCUGAAGUGAUUGAGCAUCAAAAACGAGAUCUAGAGCAACUUCGAUAUGAGCGAGCCAGUAUUGCCGAAAAGCUUAGGCAGCACGAAGCUGUUGUUGAAGGGCUUGAGAUCAGCACCAAAUCCUUCAGUGACAAUUUUGAAAUUAAUCAGAAACAUGUCUUGGAUGCCAAGAAGAAGCUUGACUUUGGAGAAAAGAAAUAUGAUGCUUUCAUUGAUUGGAAAGUGCAAAUGGAAUCGAGAAUAACACAAAUUGAGGAGAAGUAUCAUUCUAAGCAUCAAUUACUUGUGGAGCAGCUGUCAAAGUCUCAGGAUGACAACUCAAGUUUGGAGAAAAAGCAUCAGGAGCUGUCUCAAGAAAUCAAAGCUCUCUCUGAACAAAAUUCAGUACUUCAAAAUGAAUUGAAGGAAAAAACAUGCUCUCUCGACGAUCUUCGAAGCAAACAUGCCGACAUUUCCGCAAAAUUCAAUACGUUGCUGAAAGAAAAGCGCUUGUUGGAGAAGGAAUCAACCAGGGAAAAAGAAGAAAAGGUUCUCAUUGCAAAAUCUUUAGAGGAUCAGAAAACCAGAUUAAUCGAGGCUGAAUUGCAUCUCAAAAAUGUUCAAAUGCAACUUACAGAGCAAAAGGAAAAACAUUGCGAAGCACAACAGAAUCUGGAGAGGAACUAUGAAUCGAAGAUCCUCGAAAUGAAAGAAAUGGCUAAAAAUCAAAAGAAAGCAUACAGCACUGAAAUCGAAUCGAUCAAAUCUUCUCAGAAGCAACAAGAAACAGAAUUGCAGCUUGUCAAAGAUCUAAACUUAAAGUUGAAUGACUUGUACAAGAAGGCAUCAAGCGACAACAAAGUCUUUGAAAAUGAGUUGACUAUAAUAGAGGACAUAGUAUCUAGUUUUCAAAGCUUUGAUGACACGCUCGGACAAGUGUUGCAUUGCUCAAGACUAAGAAAUGAGAAUGUUUUCAUAGAAAAGCAAAGGUACGCCGACUUGUACGAAAAGAAUCAGGAAUAUCUCCGUGGACAAGAAAAUGACUUGAACAUUUUAGACAGAAACCUAUCUCAGUUGGACUCCAUUCUCACAAAUACCAUGACUCAAAAACAAGCUCAGAGUGACAGACUUUUCAAUCUUUCUGCACAGGUGUCAUUUCUUGAGGAUCAGAUUGCCGAAAAAGAUAAUCAACAUCAAAAUAAGACGAUGUCGAAUUUGAAGGAAAUGGAAGAGCAUUUGAAAAAAGUCAUGUGUGAUGUGAAGCGCGAUCAUGAAAUGGAAAUGAAAGCCCUGUCGGAAGAACAUGAGCAGAAAGUAAAACAGUUGGAAACAAAGCUUGCUCAAUCGGAAUCUUUCCAAGAAAAAUUCCAUGUGCAAAGUGUGGAGCAACAGAGAAUCUUGGAAGAAUUAUCCUGUGCCAAAACUCUAAUCAAGAAUUUGAGAGAUGUGGAAAGUAACCUCAAGGGAGACAUAGAACAGCCUAAAACAGCAGGGCCUUCGGCACCGUCCAAACAGCCAACAAAGUCUUGGAACGCAUUACAGCAAGAAACUUACGUAGGAGAAUCCAGAGGAGGUUCCUCCAGGGACGUGAAUCAAAAACAGUUUUCAAAGUGCGACAGAUUUUUGUCAACACCAGAGAGGCAGAUUCCAGCCCAGGACCUGACACCUGCUACCAAUGUCAAGAGCACGAACAAACGCAGGAGGGGAUACUUGGAUGUCAGCAAGAAGAAUCUCAAGGAGGACAUCUGCAGUGAAGUCGUAACCAAAAAAAUGCCCAUGACGACUAAAGCCAUUGCCACAAAGCCUACAAAUGUUGCUCCGAUCGGUCGCCGUUACACUCGCAGACGAAACAAGGUUGAGCAUCAUUCUAGCGGAAGUCAGGACUCAUUCAACAUUUUCGACAACGACUGCUGA
This is a messenger RNA of Guillardia theta CCMP2712, 2133 nucleotides long. RefSeq lists its product as hypothetical. NCBI's taxonomy places the organism in Eukaryota, Cryptophyceae, Pyrenomonadales, Geminigeraceae. The record is from RefSeq and is a predicted model, not a curated record. Bases 1 to 2133 code for a protein of 710 amino acids. The transcript has 3 exons.